UAAAGGGAAGCUAAAGCUGGUACGAGUGGUCUCCUCUGGGAGAUGAAAAUCCAGUCUCACGGAUGUUUCGUCCUGGACAAAGCUGCGGUGGGCAAUGAAAAAUGAUACAACGAAGAGCUCUCGUGUCAUGCAUGUUUGCCAGCGAUGCGCAUCACAUGCAUUUUGUCACCUAAACCAUCAGGAAGGUAUUUGAAAAGCUGGCUGGCACAGUGCAGGGAGUGUGGGCUUUUGAUGAUCAGACAGACUGAGGGCAUAACCUUCAGUAACAGAACGAAUCAGGCCACUCAGCAAGCUGCCAGUUCCUGCCAGCACCUUGUUGAGGAACCCAGCUGGACCCAUUUCUAAUCAACACCCCCCCCACCCCACACACAACAUCUCUGGGUCACUGAAGGAAACCAGACCAGAAUUUGAAAAUUUUCAGACUUCCAAUAGAUACUGAGUGCACUCUGCCUUGCACAAAUCUGCUCUAAUCGAGGGACAUAGCGGGAGCAUACAGGUGUUACUUUUACCUAAGAAGUCACACAAACACAUUCUCCAUUUAAACCUCUGCACGUAGAAUGGAUGAUGGUUAUUGAAACAGCCCGAACCUCUACCACGGUGCACAAGAUAUAGCUUGAGAGGUGACCAGGCAGUCGCGGAACCAAGGAAUGGAUGCUUAUAAAUAUCAGGACAACUAUGAGGGCUAUGCCCACACGGAUGGCUAUUAUCCCGGCAAUGAGUCCAACCCAGAGGAGGAUGCACAGAGUGAUGUUACCGAGGGCCAUGAUGAGGAGGAUGAGAUCUAUGAGGGGGAGUACCAGGGCAUCCCUCACCCGGAUGAUGUCAAGGCCAAGAAGAACAAGAUGGCGUCCUCCAGGGAGGAUGACCUUCGGGGCCAGGCAGACCUGAUGGCUGAAAGGAUGGAAGAUGAGGAGGAGUUGGCUCAUCAGUAUGAGACCAUCAUGGACGAGUGUGGCCACGGGCGCUUCCAGUGGAUCCUGUUUUUCGUCUUGGGUUUGGCCCUGAUGGCUGAUGGGGUGGAGGUGUUUGUGGUGAGUUUUGCCCUGCCUAGUGCAGAGAAGGACAUGUGUCUGUCCAGUUCCAAGAAAGGAAUGCUUGGGAUGAUAGUCUACCUCGGAAUGAUGUCGGGGGCCUUCGUCCUGGGGGGCCUGGCUGAUAAGCUGGGGAGAAAGAGAGUCCUCAGCAUGUCUCUGGCCCUCAACGCCUCCUUCGCCUCCAUCUCCUCCUUCGUGCAAGGUUACGGAGCCUUCCUCUUCUGUCGACUCAUCUCGGGCAUCGGUAUUGGUGGAGCUCUGCCCAUUGUGUUUGCCUAUUUCUCUGAAUUCUUGUCUCGGGAGAAGCGAGGGGAGCACCUCAGUUGGUUGGGCAUCUUCUGGAUGACCGGGGGCAUCUAUGCCUCUGCCAUGGCUUGGAGCAUCAUUCCGCACUACGGCUGGGGCUUCAGCAUGGGCACCCACUACCACUACCACAGCUGGAGGGUGUUUGUCAUCGUCUGCGCUCUGCCCUGCACCGUGUCCUUGGUGGCCCUGAGGUUCAUGCCCGAGAGCCCACGGUUUCUGCUGGAGAUGGGCAAACACGACGAAGCUUGGAUGAUUCUCAAGAAAGUCCAUGACACCAACAUGAGAGCUAAGGGGACCCCGGAGAAGGUGUUCACGGUGUCCCACAUCAAGACUCCCAAGCAAAUGGAUGAGUUCUUUGAGAUCCAAAAUGCAACAGGAACUUGGUACCAGCGCUGCCUGGUCAGAUUCAAGACCACUUUCAAGCAGGUCUGGGAUAAUGCUCAGUACUGCCUGCUGGGGCCUUACAGGAUGAACACGCUGAUUCUGGCCGUGGUCUGGUUCACUAUGGCCUUCAGUUACUACGGCCUGACCGUUUGGUUCCCCGACAUGAUCCGGUAUUUUCAAGAGGAAGAAUACAAGUCCAAGAUGAAGGUAUUUUUCGGCGAGCACGUGUUCGGUGCCACAAUCAACUUCACGAUGGAAAAUCAGAUCCACCAGCAUGGCAAGCUUGUGAAUGACAAGUUCACAAAGAUGUAUUUCAAGCAUGUUCUCUUUGAAGACACGUUCUUUGAUGAGUGCUAUUUUGAAGAUGUUACAUCCACGGAUACCUAUUUCAAAAACUGCACCAUCGAAUCCACCAUCUUUUAUAACACAGGUAAGAACGGGGGCAGAGCGGGGAGAUUGUCAUGGGGGUGGACUAGUCUUUCAAGGGUCGCGGCAUUAGGAAGGUUGAGAACCCACUGGUCUAGUUGGUGUCUGUCAGCAUCCACUUCCUCCUUCUCUUACAGGGCAACAGCCUUUGGCAUCCUCAAUGGAUUAUGCAAAUUUGGAGCCAUCCUGGGAAACACCAUCUUUGCUUCUUUUGUUGGGAUAACCAAAGUGGUCCCCAUCCUUCUGGCUGCCACUUCUCUCGUUGGGGGCGGCCUGAUUGCUCUUCGGCUGCCAGAGACCCGAGAGCAGGUGCUGAUGUGAACCAGCCAUGGGGAGAGGAAAUGUCGGAAGAACCUUUCCCGGGGACCCUCAGGGCAUCCACACUUCCUGUCCGUCACCGCCCAGAGGACUUUGGAAGCACCGGAGGAGAUGUUGACUUUGCGACCCCUAAUCUAGGACCCAUCUCAGCUUUAAGAUGUUGGUAACUCAGGUGACCAAUUUGGGGUGUCCUGAGCUGCCCUGGUAAUCAUGGAGCUGUGUGCUUGGUUCGAGGUUGCCCCAGCCCAAGGCAGGGGAGGAGGAGUAACACCCCCCAGGGGGGUGCGUGCUAAGCAAGGAGGUGCAAGGACGUCUUUGCACUUGAAGGUGGAUUUGAGCAUGAGGACACUCAAGCUCCUUCAUAAAGUUCUUCGGAGCCCAGUGACCUAACAACACGUCAACUGGGCAAGAAGUUAGCGUCAUCCUAUAAAUAUUGGGCUCAAAGUACAGGAUCCAUAUAUUUUUUUUGCAUUGAAAAGAAUCACCUAUCAUAUUUUCCAUUUGAAAAUUGGCACCAUCGCGGGGAAGAUACGCUGAUAUAGAAAAACAAAUAUUUGAGCAUUAUCUAUAGAAACCUACUCCCUACCCCAAGUGUCCUGAGCUUUUCAGGACGAUUAGGUGAUACAUUUAAGAAAGAUAUUUAUCCCUUUUCGAUCUAGUCAAAGAAGCCUAAUGGGAUAGGUAUUCUGUGAACUAACUUUGUACAUACUCUAUUUGGGUUUCAUUUGCAGACAUGGUAUCUGCAAACAUUUGCCAGCAAUUAUAUAGCCAUAUUUUGGGAGGACUUGGGGAUUGAGGUCCCGGGAAACUGGGUCCGAUGGAAUGAAAUGCAAGCACAAUUUCUUAUAGCCAUUCAGCUUGCUGUGGGGAGGUGCACUCAGCAGACCCACUUCGCACAGUUUGUGGAGUCUAGGCACGUCGCUUCGUGUAGCCCCUCUCACACUGAUCGCUUGUGAAACUCAGGCUCGCUGCCUGCGGUCUGGCAUUUGACGUUGCUGCUCCCCCAGAACAACAUGGGACGUGCUCGGUGGCCUCUGGUGUCUGUGGGUGAGCAUCAAACACGGUAGACAACAUGCGGGAUAGAGGGAGAAGGGAAGUGUCCCCACAGCUCUCCAAAGUGCUAAUUCUCCCUGUUCCUUUCAGCAGCAAGACACGACCCAGAUUUGGUCCCAUGAGAAAUCUAUGCUUUGUGUUUCGGUCCAGGACUUUUUUUUUUCAUCUCCCAUUUCCCCCCACUUUGCCCCACUCCUUCCAGCCCCUCUCCACCCCUCCAGGUCUUCACUGCCCUAUUGCCCAUGUCCAUGGACUAUGCCUGUAACUAUAUACGUUCUUUGAUUUAUUCGGUCCAGGACUUUUAAAGCAGAUGCCAUUGCCAUGGGAGUAGGGAGUGUCAUGGAUCUCAAAUACGUUUUCCUUGAGGGCGCUAAGGGGACUCCUUCCUGAGAUACAGUUUGGACAUGAAUUGGGGGUAAGAGUGGGGUGAGGAGCGGAGGACAAACGACGUUGGCAGGGGUCAGCAGUGGGGGCUGAAGUGUGGACGAGAGAAAAGGCUGACAUUGUGUCCAUGAGAACUGUCCUGCAUGGAGGGGCAGUGAGCUCUGGACUCGCGCCACUGGCGGUGAGCAGCAGCCUGAAGACCGCACGCUUUGAGGCGAUAAGCGAGACUCUCAGGACUGCAAGGUGCCCCUUUCCCGACCAGCGGUCUCCAAAAAUCUUAAACACAGUGAUGAUGGCUCACCACGUGCUUUCUCAGGGUUUGAGAGGCGCUCGGGUCCCAAGACAGCUGGGGGCCGUCUUCCUGUGGUUCUCUGGAGUGACUGACGGUCGAGGGCACCUUUCUACCCUCAAGCCGAGAUUGGUUUUACUGGUUAAAAUAUUUCCUCUGCUUCUCUUGUGUCCCACCCCUUUAUUCACCUUUAUUUUUUCUGUACAGCGAAGACACAUCGGCUCUGAUUUGCCAUCCCGAUCCUCCCAACUAUAUACAUACGCCACUGUGGGUUAAUGUUUCUUCCAGGGCUUUGCAGACAUCACCUAACAGGAAUGCUAGGUCGAUGAGGAGAGGCCCAGUGUAACAUAGCUGUAAUAUACUCGCCACAUUCUUAGGAUGUGAAAUGCAGUGGCUAGUUUUCUACAAGAGAGCCGUGUCCACCUUGGAUGACUACAGCCCUCGUGGCAUUGUUCUUCAACGGGAUAGCGGGAUUCGAUGAGCAGCUAGCACGUGAGAAAUUCACAAGGCCGUCAGAAGCUGCAUUUCUCGUUACGGUGGAUCUUGUAAAUCUAAAACGUGCUUGCUUUUUUAGUGUUGGGGUGGCUGCCAUAAUUUUGGGGUAAGCUCCCUUUGAUGUCCGAGUGCUAACUUCUGCACUCUCUUUCUGGCUCCUUAUACCAACCACCUAAACAACCAAGGGCAAUUCUCAUCGCAUCUCUGUGUUUCCCCACGAAGGAUGGCCGGGCACCGGCACGUGCCCACCUCUCAAAUGCUGCCACUCCUGCGGAGAUAAAUGCUUCUUUAAAUACAGUCUCUGUGGCAGGGCAUGGGGUGGGGGAUGGCGGGGAAUGUACAGCAUUCGUGUUCUACCCAGAGAAAUGGAAUCGUGGAGAAUGAAAGGAAUGAGGUUCUCCUUCGUCGAGCAAAUCUGUACCCAGUUCAUGAUGGACGUUACGACGCCCAGUUUGGGAGUGGUUACUUUGAAGAGUCUCCACUAUAUUGUGUAUUUUCCUGAUGCCGAUUUCCGAUCUUUUGUUUCAUUGAAAAUAAUUAGUGCGAGGGGUUGUGUCAGUUUGUGAAGUGUUUAGCACAUGAGCCUGAGGUCAUGGUACACAGACCCCUCCGUGCCUAAGGUGUCCUGGUACCUUGUGUGUGUUCAUUAAAAAAUAAUAAAAACAAUUGUAAACAAAC
Molecule: messenger RNA, 5367 nt
Organism: Myotis brandtii (Brandt's bat)
Lineage: Eukaryota; Metazoa; Chordata; Mammalia; Chiroptera; Vespertilionidae
Gene: SV2B
Product: synaptic vesicle glycoprotein 2B
Exons: 11
Coding region: 648-2471 (607 amino acids)
Biological process (GO): chemical synaptic transmission; transmembrane transport
Cellular component (GO): membrane
Molecular function (GO): transmembrane transporter activity
Source: RefSeq, a predicted model, not a curated record